AUGGUGGUUGGUGAAUCAAGAAAUGAACUUUUACAGUGGAUAAACACAGUAUUAGAUCUAAACUACACCAAGAUUGAGCAGUGUGGGACCGGGGCCGUGUUUUGCCAGCUUAUGGACUCGAUAGUGGGCGGUGUCCCUUUGAACAAAGUCAAAUUUGGCGCUAAAUCCGAGUAUGACUGCCGUCAUAACUGGAAAAUCUUGCAGCAGCAGUUCACCAAGCACGAAAUCACAAAAGAGAUCAACGUUGAAAGGCUAAUAAAGUGCCGCUUGCAGGAUAACCUCGAGCUACUACAAUGGUUCAAAAGAUACUGGAAUGAACACAAGGAGAUCAACUUCAAUUAUGACGCGGCAACAAAAAGAAAAAUCAGCGGUACUCUGAGUCCUCACCAAACGGUGAAACUGAGUCGAAAUGGCACGUUUAGACCAGUGGGGACACCGGUGGAGACCCAGCUGCCCACGUUUGCCAAGCCUCCUGCAACUUUGGCGACCAGAAAUGCAUCUAGCAGUGUCAAUAAUAGCAAUAUCAGUCCCGUUAGCAAUGGUAACAACUACAGCGUUGGCAGCCCCAAUAAUAUACUUUCUUCAAACUAUGCAAGUUCCGAGAUUUCCACUCGAGUAAGGCCUAGAAAAACCUCAACGGCAACAGUUGGGUCGAGAAAUUCAACACCAAUGGGCCACCGUACAAGAAAGGCUUCGUCAGAAGCAGGUGAAAAGAAGUUAGCCUCAGCCAAUGGUAGCUCGACAAUGACUUGUGGCAAACUAAGAGAAAGUGCAGAUCCCAUGAAUCGAAUCUCCCCAAUAUAUCAAAACAUUUCCUUCACUUCGAAUGAGAGCCCUUCUACUGGUGAUAAUCUUAGCAAUGGACACAAUAAUAACAACAAGAACAGCAACAACAAUAACAACAAUAACUACAAUAAUAACGAUAACAGUCAUCAUCAUCAGCAGCAGCAGAACAGCAACAACCAUUCAGUAGUUAAACAAAUUGAAAGCUUGGAAGAGGAAAAUGAAUCGAUGAAACUCCAACUAAGCGAGUAUCGAUUAUCUUGCGACAGUUUACAAACAGAACGCAAUUUUUAUUUUAAUAAGCUACGUGACAUUGAAUUGUUUAUUCAAAGUUUACAAACUGAUCCCGAGAUUAUGUCCAGAUUGGAUGUCGCUUCCUUGUCUCAUGAAAUUGAGAAGAUGUUGUACAAGACGGAAGAAGGGUUUGGAGAUCAUAAUAGCAAUAUCGAUUUGAUCUUGGAUAACGAAUCUUUUUGA
This is a messenger RNA of Lodderomyces beijingensis, 1260 nucleotides long. NCBI's taxonomy places the organism in Eukaryota, Fungi, Ascomycota, Pichiomycetes, Serinales, Debaryomycetaceae. The record is from the annotation of a GenBank genome assembly.